Lycium ferocissimum is the source of this 1130-nucleotide messenger RNA. RefSeq lists its product as uncharacterized. The transcript is spliced from 6 exons. Lineage: Eukaryota; Viridiplantae; Streptophyta; Magnoliopsida; Solanales; Solanaceae. Gene Ontology annotation, cellular component: mitochondrial inner membrane. The coding region runs from base 54 to 962 and encodes 302 amino acids. Gene Ontology annotation, biological process: ubiquinone biosynthetic process. Gene Ontology annotation, molecular function: lipid binding. The record is from RefSeq and is a predicted model, not a curated record.
ACUGUCACACUUGAAUUUCCUGUCCCUAUUAGUUGCGGAACAAAUCGUUGACAAUGUAUCGAUCGGCAGCAAAGCGGUUAUUACCGGCGUUAUACCGCCGUCACCAUGACGCAAUAUCACAUAUUCGAAGCCUACCAGCAAAUCGAUUUAUGACGUCAGCUUCCACGGGAAACAUCCCUGAUCAGAAUACUAACCCUAUGCCGCCUAGGUUUAAUCCGGCUGACUCUACCGCAUCGUCAUCAUCUUAUAAGGAAGAAGAAGAAAGGACACGUCAUCAUCAGGAUACUGAUGAGAAAUCUAGGCGGCCUAAAGCGCAUUAUAAGGACGAAGAGGCGCGUGUACUCAGUGCCUCUCUCCUUCACGUGAUUCGGCUAGGAUGGACUGAAACGGCAAUGAUUGCAGGUGCAAGGGAUGUCGGGGUGUCGCCUUCCAUUAUUGGAUCAUUUCCUCGGAAAGAAGCUGCUCUAGUGGAGUAUUUUAUGGAUGACUGUCUGGAAAGACUCAUCGAUAUCAUUGAAUCAAAGGAAGAUCUGAAAAACUUGAUACCCAGCGAGCGGGUAGCAAAGCUUGUCAGAAUCCGCUUGGAAAUGCAGAUCCCUUACAUAUCAAAAUGGGCCCAAGCUCUCAGUAUACAGGCUCAACCCUUGAAUGUUCCGACAAGCUUCAAGCAGCGUGCAAUGCUUGUUGAUGAGAUCUGGCAUGCUGUUGGUGAUGAUGCCAGUGAAAUUGAUUGGUAUGUGAAGCGCACUGUCCUAGGUGGAAUAUACUCCACGACAGAACUAUAUAUGCUGACAGAUAGCUCUCCAGAUUUUCGUGAUACAUGGGCAUUCUUGGAUGCGCGAACUAAAGAUGCAUUUGAUCUGAAGAAGACUGCUCAAGAGGCACAACGGCUGGCUGAAGCAGUUGGUUCAGGGAUGGGAGGCUCUUUACAAGGUUUUAUGAAGAGGGUCUUCACGGGUUGAAUAUAGUUUGCAGUGUUCACAAAAUAAAAAUUAUAACUUGUGUCUGCCAGCAGAGAUGUUAAUUUGAAUUACCAUUGGCAUGCUGUUGCCAUUUUUGCCAUACCAUGUGCUUGUACAUGUUGAUAAUAUCUUUUGUUGUCAAAAUGGGAACAUUGUUACAAGUAGAAA